AUGGAGACCAGCCCCAGUCCUUUCAUUCCUUCUGGUCAGCCGCGGUCCAAGUCCUUCUCUUUGCCAAAGUCUGGCGGCCAGACGCUGGGGGGCCCACUGUUGGGCUGGAGGAGGGUGCGGGCCGGGAGAGACCGGACGCAGCACCGGGGCGGGACGCUGGGGCUGGGGAGCGGACCCGUCCACCUGUGCGGGCGGGUGCGCUGGACCCUCCACCCACACGUCCAUUGGGCGGUGCCGCCAUCACUCUCGCCUCAGCAACACCGCCUUCCCCGCGGCCCAGCCCGGGUCCCCUCCCCCGCCACUCUCCGCCCCGCCCCGCCCCGUCCUGGGAGCCUUUCAUUGGGCGGAGGCACUGUCGAUCCUCCUUGAGUGAGGGAGACGAUUGGACGCGAGGCCUUCGGGACGCCUCCAGCCUAUUUGGAUUGGUUUGUUGCGCGCUGGCGCAACGGAAGAGGCGGCCGGCGGAGGGUGCGCUUCUGCUUGGGUUGGACUGCCGCGGAGGAGGCGACCAGGGACCCGGCGCUGGGGGGCUGGCUCGGGCGGCAGCGGUGGCUGCUGCGGAUGGGAGCGGGCCGGCUCGGCGUGCCCAUGGAACGCCACGGUAGAGCGGCCGACACCUCCGCCUCUUCGGCAGGGGAGCCGGCGCCCGAAGGGCCUGAUGGGCGGCGGCGGGAGCUGCUGCGGCGCCGGGCAAGCAGCGCCUCGGAGCCCCCAGUCGGGGCCUCGGCUUCGGCGGAGGGCGUCAGACGAAGCCGGCCAGGCUCCUACAGCGGCGCCCCCUCGGUCUCCCGCCAGCGCGUCGAAAGCCUUAGGAAGAAGCGGCAGCUUUUUCCAUGGUUUGGCUUGGAUAUUGGUGGAACCUUGGUCAAGUUGGUUUAUUUUGAACCCAAAGACAUCACUGCUGAAGAAGAAGAGGAAGAGGUGGAAAGUCUUAAAAGCAUUCGGAAGUACCUGACCUCCAACGUGGCAUAUGGGUCCACAGGUAUUCGGGACGUGCACCUGGAGCUGAAGGACCUGACUCUGUGUGGACGCAAGGGCAAUCUGCACUUCAUACGCUUUCCCACUCACGACAUGCCUGCUUUCAUUCAGAUGGGCAGAGAUAAAAACUUCUCGAGUCUCCACACUGUCUUUUGUGCCACUGGAGGUGGAGCAUACAAAUUUGAGAAGGAUUUUCUCACAAUAGGUGACCUUCAGCUUUGCAAACUUGAUGAACUAGAUUGCUUAGUAAAAGGAAUUUUAUACAUUGACUCAGUUGGAUUCAAUGGACGGUCACAGUGCUAUUACUUUGAAAACCCCGCCGAUGCUGAAAAAUGUCAGAAGUUACCGUUUGAUUUGAAAAAUCCAUACCCUCUGCUUCUGGUGAACAUUGGCUCUGGGGUUAGCAUUUUAGCAGUAUAUUCCAAAGAUAAUUACAAGCGGGUCACGGGUACCAGUCUUGGAGGAGGAACUUUUUUUGGUCUCUGCUGUCUUCUUACUGGCUGUACCACUUUUGAAGAAGCUCUUGAAAUGGCAUCUCGUGGAGAUAGCACCAAAGUGGAUAAACUAGUUCGAGACAUUUAUGGAGGGGACUAUGAGAGGUUUGGACUGCCGGGCUGGGCUGUGGCAUCAAGCUUUGGAAACAUGAUGAGCAAGGAGAAGCGAGAGGCAGUCAGUAAAGAGGACCUCGCCAGAGCGACGUUGAUCACCAUCACCAACAACAUUGGCUCAAUAGCAAGAAUGUGUGCCCUUAAUGAAAACAUUAACCAGGUGGUAUUUGUUGGAAAUUUCUUGAGAAUUAAUACGAUCGCCAUGCGACUUUUGGCAUAUGCUUUGGAUUAUUGGUCCAAGGGGCAGUUGAAAGCACUUUUUUCGGAACACGAGGGUUAUUUUGGAGCCGUUGGAGCACUUCUUGAGCUGUUGAAGAUCCCCUGAUCAUUACCUGGGGAGGGGUUCCUGGAACAUUCCACAAUGGGAUCUGUGAACUUUUGUUUUUUAAGAGACUUACUCAAUUUUAUGAUUGUGUACUACCCGAAUCAAAGCAAGAAAGGACAAAUGUAUUUUUCUAAGUCAUCAAGAUAAAUCCUUAAAAAUCCAGUCUAAACUAGUAACCAGUAAGGAAAGAUACAUACAUAAAAAUGUGGACCAUGUCCAUGGCAGUGAGGGUCUGCUGUGUUGAAGUUGCUCUUCAGUAUAGCUUUGUUACACCUGCCAUGUAUUUUUGAAAUUCAGUGUCACUGGAGCCACUUCAGGGGAGAGCUGUUCGGUGUUCAGCUGUGAUUUUGUGUCUUGUUGCACUUUCUAGAUGUAAGGCAGGCACUGUAUGUUGUAAUCUAAUCACAGUGUUGUCAGUAUGGCCUCGGAGAUCAUCAUCUGUGCAUUAACUCUGGUGUGCAUUUAGCUUUUUGUGUGAACAUAAUUUCAACAUGUUUUAUUUCAAGGAUCUGCAAAUUUGAUUGGGCAGAGUAAUUCUGUAUUUGUAACUCUGGCUGGCAAUUAAGCAAUUUCUGGAAGGGCAGUUAUGGUUACUCUACACUGCAAGUCCUGAGAAGGUCUGUUUGGAAAGAUGGGGCUUAGUCUACCCUGGGCAGAAUUUCCUGGGGGGCAGGGGUGGGUGGGAGAUAAUUUUGUCUGAAGCGAGUUAAGCUAGUAGGAAAAACACCACCAUCCGGAAGACUAAAAACCAGACAAAGUGGGCCUCUCGAAUUGACAUCUUUUCAGGGAAUCGGGAGAAUCUGGUGGUUUUGGACUGUAGAAAGUGAGAAAUUGAAGUCCAUUGAUUAGCUCAUAGGAAGCAGGGUGUGGUACUUCCGCCUUCCCCUCCCACUCGGGGUCUUUACCUGCCAGAAAUUGCCAGGCAGGCUGGCUGGUGGGACUGCAUGAGGGCUGCACGUUCAGGCUUAAAAGGUAGCGUGAUUAGAGUGAGGUUUUAAGAUGGAGUCUUGGUAGAUUGACUUAAGAACGAUUUCUUUCUGCUGUGCAGAAUCAUUUAAAAAAUGCUUCCCUUUGGAGAUGGAGUAACAUUUUAUUCUGUGUAUUUUUGUGCCUGCUUCAUCGCUGUUGAUAGCAAUGAAGAGUCCGUGUAAAUCAGCUUUCGAACCAGAAGGAAACCCCAGGGCUCUGCAGCCUUCCUGGCACCUGGGCAGGAGGCACCUGGAGGGAAGGGUCCAUGGGUUGCCAAGGGAGGAGGGCUGGAUCCCUUGGCACCUCUCAUGUUGGCCGCAUGAGGGCAGCAGAGGCACGUGCCUGCCAAGGGCAGCUGCCCAGCGGCCAUUUCCCAGGGGACGCCCCUUCAUGCAGUUGGGCGCCUGUGGGUUGUAAGUGCUGCCAGCCUGGUGGGCUGGAGGGACGCUCAUGACCCUGGGGUGGCAAUCAUCUCCGCUUUUGCUGCCCCUCAUGUGGGGGCCUCAGCCCAGGCCACCUCUAAUCUUCCUUAGGCCUAAGACCUGGGCUUGAUGACCCCACAUUCCCCAUGGCCUCCAGAGACAGUGUCAUUACCCGUUUGCUGAUACACAGUCAUGCUUCUGGAGCCCCAUGUGCCCCAGGCCCUCUUCGUUUGCUUCCCUCCAGAGACGGUAGUGGAGGGAAGGAGGGAGCCGGCUUCCCACAGAGACUCUGGCCCCUGUGCUGGGGGUGCCCUGCUUUCCCCCUACGUGUACUGUGCUCACGAGGCUGUGACCAGUGCUUUACGUGGCUGGCCUCUUCGCAGCCUUUGUGAACCCUGCAGCUGAGCAGGAACAAACCUGCCUGAGGUCCCAGGCUCGAGCUGGCAGAGCCUCCUCUUCUGCGGAGCGCUGACCUUCUGCUUCCGUGGAGCCACACUUCCCUGCUCUUGAGAAGCUGUCUCCGUGACUUCCCUGUGCUUUGUGCUCAGCCCACGCUGUCACUAGCUGGGAGGGUGCCGGAUCCGUCACCAGUGAGUGGUUUCUAAGUCUGGUGGACGUUUCAGGUCCACAUCUUCAGUUCUAACACAGCAGGCCCCUCUGGCUUUUCCUUCGGCCUCCCAGGCCACGGCUGCCUGUGCCAGCUGCUGCUCCUUAUAGGCCACAGGUGCAGGUCCGGACCUCCCUCAGCAGUCUGCAGCCAUGGACGCUGAUCUCUAAGGUGGCGGCCCCUCCUAGCCCUUGCCUCUGACCGGUAGCCCCAAGGCAGUGACCGCCUUCCCCUCUCACCACUGGGUGUUCCUAAGGCCAUCGCUGUACAUUCUCUUCCCUGAGCCUGAUCCCAGUUUACUGCCACUUCACUACCUCUGGCUUGCGAGAUUAACGUAAAUCAGCUCCCAUCUCCAGGUACCACUGCAUUCUGUCAGCAGUGUCCCUCCCAGCCCAUCAUGAGGUAGCCUGAGGGUCCCCACACCCCCUGCAACUAGAGACCGUGUGGGGGGUACAGGCAGGGGUUGCCUAAACCAAGAUUGGAGGUGAAGGUUCACAGGGCUGAGUGCUGGGAUGCGGUGACUGGCAAGGGGGGAGGGAGUCUCUGUGAGGGUACCCAGGCUUCUUGGGGAGGCUUGGUUUUGGACUGUGAUUUUGAUACCAAAAAGGCAGCUGGAUAUUUUAAUUGGAGAUUUCAGACCUGAGAAUGAUGUGUAUCUAGGUGGGAAUUUAGUGACUAUGAAGGCAGAAUGAGAAUAGCAAUUACAAGAUGGGCAGAGAAGGAAAAGGCUGCGAAGAAAGUGGUUCAGUAAGGCGGUGGUGGGGCCGGCUGCCCAGGCCGCUGGGGAAGAGGAGCUCUCUAGGCACCUGUAUUCAGGGGAGGUUUAAGAAGUGGUCUAGAUUUGUGGCAGGCUCAUGGAUGGCCUUUUUCCCCAAGCUGUGGGGCCAAAGCUGACCUUCAGGGGUCCUAGUGAGGGGCGGUGAGGAGAAAUGGCAGUUGCCACAGGGUGACUUUGGACCAGGAGAGGUUUUUUUCUUCUAACAGAAUAGUUGGUAUUUCCAAGCCUGUGAUGUAGCUAGAGAGGUGGGUGUGGGCUAAUUCCACCACCUCAACUCCCCUGAGUACUGUUAUCUGCAUUGGUGAGACCACUGGUAUGUCCAGCCGCAUCUGCAGUACCAAGGCCAGGGAGGGAGGCAGGUGGGGCCCUGGCCUCUUUCUCCCUCACCGUGACCUGGUGCUCCAGUCUUUACCCUUGACCCUAACCCCUGGCCCUGUACCCAGGAGGUAUGGGGUGCAGGCUGAAAGCUCGCCUUGAUCACAGUCCAUGUUGCUGGUGACCAGCUCUUUUUGACCAGAGCCACUGACCUUGGCUUUCCAACUCCUGCUACACAGGCUGAAGUGGGGUAUAGGUGACCUCAGGUCCCUCUGAGUUACAGGGUACAAAUGCAACACAAAGUAUUUUCAAAACAUGUUUUUUAUUUACAUUUGUUUUAAGUCAAUUACAUGCAAGUUUUGUUUUUAAAACAGGAGUAAUUAGCCAAAAAUGCAUUAAAAUUUUAAAAUAGCACUUAAAUAUACAAAAAUAUAGCUUACAAAAAACUGCGAAUGUUUAAAAAUAUUCUGCUGCAGAAUUCUUAGUGUACAAAUACGUCUAUGAAACCUGAGAAUCAGCAUUUCAUAAACUUUUUUUUUUUUUUUUUUUUUUUUUUUGAGGGAGUUAUACAAGAUCUAGUGAAUAAAAUCCAGUGGGCUAAAGAAACUACAGGACCUAAACUAUUCCCUUUGUGGCAAUGGCAUCAAGAAAUGCAGAGACAACAGUAUCAGGAGCACUCUCGGAAGACCAGGCCCUCGCCAGGAGGGACUUCUCUAAUCCUGGCCCCACCUGCUCUCUCUAGCAGGGCCUGUGAGGGAAGGGGCAUAUGGAAGGAUAGUGUGCACCUGGCCCUAGACUUAGGACCACCAGGCUGGUACUGGCACAGGGAGCAGAGAGGAGCUUCCUCAAACUACAGACAGGUCCCUUGGCUGGUGGGGACCACAUUCGAGGUUCAUGUCCCUGAAGCAGUGUGGGUGUUCUCCCUGACCCCAGAGCCACAGGAGUGAGCUCUGGGUUGGUAAGCCAAGGGUGCGAUGCUUGGUCUAAAAAGUGGAAUGAAACUCUUUGCAUCUUACAACAAGUUGGGCUCUGAAGGUGAACAAACUGAAUAAGCCCCGUUUUUCUCCUGCUAUUCUCAAAUGGAAGCACAUUCCAUGGCACGUGGGAUCUUUUGUUCAUCUUAUCUAUGAAAGAACCAUUUCUGGUUUUCAGCUGCAGAUUUUACCAGAACUUAGACAUUGCGAAUUGAGACAUGUUCAUCUCUUUUACUUAAAAUUCAUAAUAGCUUGUGCGGAAGACAUUCUAGCCAGGACGAGAUACUCACUAACAGGUGGCAUUUCACAUACAGUUCCUUUCAAGUUUCAGUUAGGGGCCCAAGUUGCACUUUUAAUCCAAGGGAAGGCAGGAUGCCAGGGAGGUUGGUGAGGACCAAGAGGCAGGAGUCCAUGUCCCUCCCUGCAGAGCUGCCUGGAAGCAGCAGCUCUAUCUUCUACAGGGGCAAAGAUGGACUUAAGACAUUUUUUUUCUUUAAAGGAAAAGAUGACUGAUGGAGUAAUUUCUAUUUUUGAAUGGAGAAAAUUCUGUGGGAAGCAUUUUCUUUUUAAUGUGUGCAUAAAGGUUGGGGUGGGAAAGGGAGCAGAGCACAUGACCUUCAAUAUGGACCCUGAAUGGUGUGUAUCUAUGGUUAAUUUGGAGACUGCCCACCUACCUGCUUAGCAGCAUCUGAGACCUCCCACCCACCCACCCACCCAAAAAAAGGAAGGCUGCCGGAGGCUUUAGUUGCUGCUGCUUCUCACAUCCCCUGCCUCAUAAACACAGGAGCUCACCUAAGAAAUCAUGGCUGUUGUAGCCGGAUAUCACCCCAUCAGAUAGGGUUUGGUGGGGGUGGGGACAGCUUGUCCAGGCCCUGCAAAGACUGCUGGACCAGGACCAGAGAUCUGCACUGCUGCUGUCAGCAAGAGAGUGGAACCUGCUUUUGAGUGUCCCGUCACAGACCAGGAAGACAGUCUAGAAAUUGGUUGUGCUCAUGUACUAUCUGAGCAUGUUUGGUAAGGGCCAUGGAGGGAUUGCUGUUUCUGCUUUGUAUGGAAAACAAGAAUUCCAGUAUGCUGCAAUCAAUAAAAAAUGCCUUAUUCAAAAA
Molecule: messenger RNA, 7082 nt
Organism: Mustela lutreola (European mink)
Lineage: Eukaryota; Metazoa; Chordata; Mammalia; Carnivora; Mustelidae
Gene: PANK2
Product: pantothenate kinase 2
Exons: 8
Biological process (GO): coenzyme A biosynthetic process
Cellular component (GO): nucleus; cytosol
Molecular function (GO): ATP binding; pantothenate kinase activity
Source: RefSeq, a predicted model, not a curated record